Nannospalax galili (Upper Galilee mountains blind mole rat) is the source of this 5097-nucleotide messenger RNA. RefSeq names its product pleckstrin homology, MyTH4 and FERM domain containing H1 (gene Plekhh1). The transcript is spliced from 29 exons. The coding region runs from base 158 to 4261 and encodes 1367 amino acids. The record is from RefSeq and is a predicted model, not a curated record. Lineage: Eukaryota; Metazoa; Chordata; Mammalia; Rodentia; Spalacidae. Gene Ontology annotation, cellular component: cytoskeleton.
GCGGAGACCGGGCGGCCGCUUGGGACCCGCUGCAGCGGGAGCCACGCUAGGUCGGCGGGGGACGCGCGAAUGCCGGGGGCGAGGCGGAGACGCCCGUAGCUCGCGGCAGUGUGCUGGAACUUAGAGCUCCCUGGAAUAUCCAGACGUUGAUUCCAGUAUGGCUGAAGUCAAGGUGGAAGUCCGGAGCAGUGUAGACUGGCAGAAACGCUGCCUGGCCCUGGAAACGCAGCUCUUCCGCUUCCGCCUUCAGGCCAGCAAAAUAAGGGAGCUGCUGGCUGACAAGAUGCAAGAGCUGGAGCAGAGGCUGAUGGAAGCAGAGCAGAGAGCAGAGAAUGCGGAGACUCAGGUGGGUAUGAUGGAAGAGAAAGUCAGACUAUCCAAUCUGAAGAACGUGGACUCCACGGGUAGCCUACACCCAAAGUACCAAGAAUUGCUGAAAGCUAUGCAAGAAAAAGAUGAACUCAUCAGCCAGCUGGAGGCAGAGCUGGAGAAGCAGAAGCAGAUGAGAGCCGAUGAAGCCAAAAUUGUUCAAGAAAAAGCUGCGAAGAUUAAGGAGUGGGUGACAGUAAAGUUAGCAGAGCUUGAAAUAGAGAAUCAGCACCUGAAGAGCUGUAAUCAGCACCUGGUGGAGCAGGUGGGAGCCCUUCAGGAUGCACUAGAAGCUCUUCAGAUGACACCUUCAGAGAAGCUUCUGGUAGACCCUGAAGGAACCCCAGAGCAGGAUUCUGUCCCUUCAGGACCUGGAGCCCAGCCUGUGGGGCAGGACAGUGAUGCCCAGACCCAACUUCUGAAUGUGGUUGUGCCUGUACCUUCUCUGAGUGCCCUGCAGAGCAAGGACUCUGCAUCUGAAGCCAGAAGUCUUGAGGAUUUGAGCUCCAGCAUGGCUAAACACAGCAUGGGCCACCCUGGGGAAAUAGCAGAGGCCAAGACCCUUCAAUCACAUCUGGGAAGAGAGGGCUCUUUCAGCCAGCUGUGCAUGGAGUCUGGCAGCCCCAGAUGUGGGUCAUCCUCUUUCAGGGAGGGUCUGGUCACUACUCAGAGAGGGACACUCCCUGGGACCAAGGCCUCUGCCAGGGAAGGCGGCCCUGGCAGUAGCCUGACCCUACCGAAGGUACGAGCUCCCAGUAUCCCAAGGGACAGCUUCCAGGUGGCCAGAAGGCACCACAGUCAGCCCCAGGUGGGCCCUGGGCAUUUUGACCAUGUGGUGAACAUUAAGAUUGGGACCCUGCCUGCCCUCCAUCCCUCUGGCCACUCCAAGUCCAAAGUCAGAGCUGAAGUCUGGGAAGAAGCAGAGAAGAUGGAGAUGGAAGCGCCACCUCCAACAGGGAAACAGGAAGAAGAAGAGAGCCUGAAGCCUUCCAGAACUGAGCUAGAGGAAGUGGACCUGGAGAAUAAACCACCCACACCUCCCCUGCACCGGUUUCCAUCCUGGGAGAGCCGGAUCUACGCAAUGGCCACAUCAGGGAUGCAGCUUUCAGACGUGUCUUCUCGAAAUAAUACUACCUGCUGCGCUUCAAGCCCUGCUGCCCUUGCAUCCCCUGGGGCUUUCUCUGGCCUUGUCUACAAGAAUGUCACUGUACCUGUCUACACAACGCUGAAGGGGAGAGCCACACAGAUCAGCAGUGUGCCCUUUGUGGAUGAGUCCUCUGGGUCUGAUGAUGACUGUGGCUCUCAAGCAAGUUUCUGGAUGUCAGCCCCUUGCUCCGAGUGCAAGAAGACGAGUGGACUAGGCAGCCCUCGGGCCAUCAAGAGAGGGGUUUCCAUGUCCUCACUGAGCUCUGAGGGUGAUUACGCCAUUCCUCCUGAUGCCUGCUCACUGGACAGUGACUACUCAGAGCCUGAGCACAAACUCCAGCGCACCUCAUCCUACUCUGUUGAUGGGCUGAGCCUGAGUGGGGAGUCACUGGAGAAGUCAGGCUACCUGCUGAAAAUGGGGAGCCGGGUGAAGACAUGGAAGAGGCGCUGGUUUGUCCUGAGACAGGGACAAAUUCUGUACUACAAGUCUCCGAGUGAUGUCAUCCGGAAACCUCAAGGUCAAGUGGAUCUGAACUCCCACUGCCAAAUUGUUCGAGGGGAAGGUGCUCAGACAUUCCAGCUCAUCUCUGAGAACAAAACCUACUACCUAACUGCAGAUUCGCCCAGCCUGCUGGAAGAGUGGAUCCGAGUCCUACAGAGCUUGCUGAAGGUGCAGGUCACUGGGCCUCCAGCACUGCAUCCAGGAGGCACCAAGCCUACUGUAAAGGGCUGGCUAACCAAGGUAAAGCAUGGCCACUCCAAGCUGGUCUGGUGUGCUCUUAUUGGGAAAACCUUCUACUACUACCGGAGUCAUGAGGACAAGCGACCCUUGGGCUACCUGCCUGUGCAGGGUGCCCACAUAGAGGAAGUGGAUCGAUCCUGUGACUCAGACGAAGACUAUGAGGCUGGAGGAACUGGACGGUUGCUUUCUUCCCACUGCACCCUGGUGAUCCAUCCUCCAGAGCACAGCCCCACCUAUCUCCUCAUAGGCACCAAGCAUGAAAAGGAUACAUGGCUUUACCACCUCACAGUGGCAGCAGGUGGUAGCAGUGCCAAGGUGGGCACUGCCUAUGAGCAGCUCAUUGGGAAACUGAUGGAGGGUGAGGGAGACCCAGACUCCCCGCUCUGGAGGCAUCCCAUGCUGUGCUACAGCAAAGAUGGGCUGUGCACCUCCCUUACAACCCUGCCCUCCGAGGCCCUGCAGACGGAGGCCCUCAAACUCUUCAAGUCCUGCCAGCUCUUCAUCAAUGUGCCUGUGGAGGCUGCCUCGGUGGACUACCAUGUGUCCCUGGCACAGACAGCACUGCAGGUCUGCCUUGUUCACCCUGAGUUACAGAGUGAGAUCUACUGCCAGCUCAUGAAGCAGACCAGCUGCCGCCCACCUCAGAAGUACUCACUCAUGCAGUGCUGGCAGCUCCUAGCUCUGUGUGCCCCACUCUUCCUGCCUCAGCACCACUUCCUCUGGUAUGUCAAACAGCAGCUCCAGCGCCAUGCAGAUCCCAAAAAUGAAACUGGUCAGUAUGCUACCUACUGCCAGCGAGCAGUGGAACGGACCCUGCAGACAGGAGAACGGGAGGCCAGGCCAUCACGUAUGGAAGUGGUGUCCAUCUUGUUACGAAACCCCUUCCACCACUCCUUACCCUUCAGCAUUCCUGUGCACUUUGCCAAUGGAACGUACCAGGUAGUUGGUUUUGAUGGCUCCUCCACAGUUGAUGAGUUCCUCCAGCGGCUGAAUCAGGAGACAGGCAUGAGGAAGCCUUCCUACUCUGGCUUUGCCCUCUUCACAGAUGAUCCUUCUGGCAGGAACCUGGAGCAUUGUCUACAAGGAAGUGUCAAGAUCUGUGAUGCCAUCUCCAAAUGGGAACAAGCCUUGAAGGAGCUGCACCCUGGAAAAUCUGAGGGUGGGACACGAGUCGUGAAGCUGAUGUAUAAGAACAGGCUAUACUUUCGGAGUCAAGUCAAAGGAGAGACAGAGCGAGAGCGGUUACUACUCGCCUCCCAAACCAGUGCAGAAAUAGUGGCGGGGCGAUUUCCAGUCACCAAGGAACUAGCUCUUGAAAUGGCUGCCCUGAUGGCCCAGGUAGAAUAUGGGGACUUGGAGAAGCCUAUCCUGCCAGGCCCUGGGGGCAUACCCCCUGCCAAAGCUCAGCAUCUCCUCCAGCAGGUCCUAGACAAGUUCUACCCAAGGCGCUAUAAAAAUGGAGCACCUCCUGAACAGCUGAGGCACCUGGCAGAUACGCUAGCCACCAAAUGGGCAGCAUUGCAAGGCUGCUCCCCUUCAGAGUGCAUCCGCAUCUACCUGACUGUGGCUCGGAAAUGGCCACUCUUUGGUGCUAAGCUCUUUGCUGCUCAGCCUGCCCAGCUGUCUUCUAAGAACACUCUGGUGUGGAUUGCUGUGAAUGAGGAUGGUGUCAGCAUCCUGGACCACCACACUAUGCAAGUGCACAUCACUUAUCCCUACUCUUCAGUGACAACCUUUGGUGGCUGCAGAGAUGACUUCAUGCUUGUGAUUAGAUCCAUUCCAGACCAAGGCUCAGGAAAAGGCCACAUUGACAAGUUGAUUUUCCGGAUGCCUGCUCCCAAGAUUGCAGAAACUACCUUCAUCAUGGCUAGCUACAUGAACCACUGCUCUGCACCUGUGAACCUAUCCACCAAACUGCCUGCAGCCCGCCAGCCCUGGGAACUGGAUGGACAACAGUUCUUUGCAUCUGUUUCUUGUACUUCUAAGGGGCCAGCAUCACUAUGAACAUUUUUCUCCCCAUUCCCAUAGCACCACUGGUGCCUCUGGGAUCACUACUGGAGUAGUUCUGGGGUAUACUACUACUGUGAUGGGUCGGCAGCCCCUCUGCCUCAACUACUCUAUGAAAUGUGCAUUUCAGGGUCUUUGUAGCCUUUUUGCUCUCUAGGUGCCUUACAUUUCAAGGCCCAACAUUUUAGAAUCCAGACUCAGUGUAAAAACCACUUACUAUUUCUUUCACAAGAAUACUGACUCUGGAUGCUACCUGAUUCUAGACUGAGACAGGGAUGGCCCUGUUACCAAGGACAGUGGUACUGUAUCUGGAGCUUCUCAGAGAAGCUCAUAUUUUUAUGUUGUAUGUGAUCCUUAUGUGGGUUUUAUACUUGAAGUUUUCUAAACAUCCCUGAACAGAAUAGAACUAAAAUAUCUAAUUCACCUAAACUCUGACAAACACUCAAACUGGACCUCCUUUCUCAUACAGAAAAGUACUGGCAGGGCUAGAGAAAACGGUGAACUUUCCUCCUCUACUGGUGAGGAGGCAACUGCAAUGCCCCUAUUGGUGCAGUAGCUCCAAUCUUUGCAGGAGAGCACACUUCCCCUGCUAAGAUUCAAGCUUUUUCUUUAACACUGGACUAGCACAGGCAGGGAUAGCUCUACCUGAUCCCUCCCUGUGCCAUUUUAACACCCAGACAGGGCUAAGUGAAAGCUGUGCUCACUACUGAAGGAUGAGGUGGCCAUCAUCCCCCACUCUGAAAGAAUAAGCAAAUGCUUUGCUGCUCUGUGAGGCCACUGAACACAAAAGACCCCUCCAGUUCCUCUAAGGCCUGGGUGUGCUCAUCAAGACG